AAAUGGAAUUUAUGAGAAUGUAUUAUUUCAUUCGUCGAGGUUUUUCAUUUGAUUAAGCGUUUAAAAGUUUUCCGUCUACACUGCUUCCAGGACAAUUUCCUGGCGCGGGAAAUGAAUAGCUUGGUCUUCUGCUGAGUUGGACAGUUCCUCUGUAACGUGCUGAAGAGCAGAAGACUUGCAGAACCCAGGAUCUUUAACCAAACCUUUUUGAAAAACUUGCCGAAGAAAAUGCGUCCUUCCUGCUCAAAGGCUCCCCAUUCUCCCGCCACCAGGAUGAGUUUGAGGAGCUUCCGUAGCGUCCCGUUGGUUCCCAUGGAGACGUCCUCCUCCUCGGGCUCAGAUGACAGUUGUGAUAGCUUUGGCUCGGACGGAGGCUAUGCUAACACGAGGAGGAGCCUAAGACAGGCCCAGAGGUUGGCCCCGAGAGCCAAGGUGUUUGAAUCCACACCAGAAGAGGAAGCCCUCAGCGCCUUUGAGGAGAACACCUUCAGCGAAGACAUGAGCGCCAUGAACGUGGACUCCGACUCUGAAUCGCCCGAGCCUCGUCAGAGAGGCCGUCGUGCCGGCGUACUGAAGGUCGCCAUGAAGUUCCCCACCAAGAGAGGGACCCAGAAAAAGAAGCCAGCGUCGGCGCCCCUCCAACAGCCCAGAGAGCCUCAGCCCGACUCGGAACCGGAGGAGAACUUCAUGGAUAAGAGGGCGCUCAACAUCAAGGAGAACAAGGCUAUGCUCGCAAAACUGAUGGCAGAGCUGAACAAGAUGCCCGGGCUCUUCCCAAGACGGAUGGCCAUGUCUAUGAUCAACAUGCCUCGCCGGGCCCCUCGCCAGUCCCCCGGAGGCCCCGCCCCCCGCAGGAGGAACCCGGAGCGCUGCUCCCGUCCCCACACCCGCUCCCGCUCCCUGGUGGACGGGCCCCCCAGCCCGGACCCCGAGGACGACCCCGAGGACAAGUUCAGCAUGGUGCGCAGGAGCCGUCACUACGAGGAGGUGGACGAGACGGAGCCGCGGAGGCGUAGCUACAACGGCGUGAUGGCCAUUCCUCACGUGGUGCGCCCAGUGGACGACAUCUCCCAGGACGAGCUGGACCUCAUCUGCACCAACGUCAGGGAGAAGGUUUACAGCAGCUGCUAUGGUUCCACCUGCCACCAGUGUCGCCAGAAGACGACCGACACCAAGACCAACUGCCGCAACCCAGAGUGUGUGGGCGUGAGGGGGCAGUUCUGCGGCCCGUGUCUCCGCAACCGCUACGGAGAGGAAGUUCGAGACGCCCUGCUGGAUCCGGAGUGGACCUGCCCUCCGUGCAGAGGGAUCUGUAACUGCAGCUUCUGCAGAGCGCGUGAGGGGCGCUGUGCCACCGGCGUGCUGGUCUACCUGGCCAAAUACCACGGGCAUGACAAUGUCCACGCCUACCUGAAAAGUCUCAAGAAAGAGCUGGCUGAGAGCGAGUGAACUGUGGACCGAGCAAACACAGCCCCGCCCACAGCCCUGCCCACAAGCCCCGCCCACUCUUCCUGUGGGCCUAACUGACGUACCUUCUCAAUUGUGAUUUUUUCUUUUAAUCAAUAUGUCCAAGCAAAUCUGUUGUCAGUCUUGUGACAGAAAAAAAGAUGAUUCAUGAUGUUUCUUUUUUACAUUGUUUUAAAUGUAUGAAGUUCACACAACCGUCUCCCAAGGGAAAAACAUGCAUUCCUACCCUGAGGUAGAUUAUGUGUAACCAAGCUUUUUAACCUUUUUUUGAUUUUUUUUAUCUGAAAGUUCCGAUCAAAAGGACGUGUUCUCUUAAAAGUCGACUCUGAAUGACGACUAGCAUUCGCGUUAACGUUAAGACGCUCAGCUUCCAUCCAAGGUUCUCCUGCUGUAUUAGAAAGCACUGUUAGUUCAGCCCUGUUCUUCCCAACGUCACUGAGCUGCUUAGAAGUCCACCAAUAUCCCAUAAUGCCCCAGAGGUGGCGAGGGUGGACAGUAUACUGCGCCUGGGGGCCAAGGCUCUCCCCUCUCUCGAGUCCAGGAGGACUGUGAUAUACUACAGCGCCUGGUUAAAUCCUUCAUUAGAUAACUGUCACUAAUGGUGUGGAAACAAUUAGCAGACUCUAAUGGGAAUCUCAUACCUGUAAAUCAUUUUAUCCUAUUAAAGCACUUUCUCGCUUUGCA
Osmerus eperlanus (European smelt) is the source of this 2151-nucleotide messenger RNA. RefSeq names its product cell division cycle associated 7a (gene cdca7a). Bases 229 to 1449 code for a protein of 406 amino acids. The transcript has 10 exons. Lineage: Eukaryota; Metazoa; Chordata; Actinopteri; Osmeriformes; Osmeridae. The record is from RefSeq and is a predicted model, not a curated record. Gene Ontology annotation, cellular component: nucleus. Gene Ontology annotation, biological process: regulation of DNA-templated transcription.